UGACAUUCUACUAAAACAUGGUGACUGUUGAAACGCCAUGUUUUUCGUGAUGUACGAACAUUAGACUAUUUUUUGAGACUAUUUAUUUGUAUUUACGAAAUGGCUAAUGAUGAUUCGUGUUUAUUAAAAGAAGACGGCUAUCUUAAUGUAGAUGCUGAAUGUAAAAGUAUAAUAUAUCAUCCUAAUUUAAAUGUAUUGCUCAUUACAACUAGUAGUGCGCAAGUAUAUGUGUUUGAUGUCAAUUUCGGGGUAAUUCUACAACGAAGUAUCUUAUCAGAUAAACCAGAUGGAAAAUUACAAGGAGUUUAUCUUGCCGAUGGCAUAGACAAAAUAUUGUACACAAAUGGGAAAGGAAUCGGUGUUAGAAGUGAUUACAAUGGUGUAUUAUUAUUAGACACCAUUUUACAAACACCAGUAUCCAGAAGCGAAGAUACAAUAAAAUUAGAACUUUUGCUUUCCGAAGCUUGUUUGCUGCAUCAGUGUCUGAGAUUGGUCGAUCUUCCGGGAGUUGAUCACGUGCAAAGUGUCUUACAGGAAUUGUGGAAUAAAAUUCUUGUUGCACAAGAAACUCAGAAAAAAGGCAUCAAAGCUCAAAAAUGGAAUGUCGUUUGUCUCGAACUGCCCCAUGGUGUUCUGAAGCUGGUAUGCUCUGGAUUAGUAACGGAAUUGAAAAAACAAAAUAAACAUAUACCAGCAUUACCAAUUGCUUCCGCAAUUAAUGAACGUCUUAACGGCCUACUUCCUGGCUCAAUUUCGGAAAAUGGACCAGCUGAUAAAGUUCCGAUGUUCAGUGAAGCCGCCCGACGAGAAACAUUUUUAAAAUGGCCUCACAUGAAUUACAAAUUUAGUAACCGAGAAAUGUUUCUCAGGUGGGCUUUGCCUGGUCAGAUGGCACAAGCGGGAUUUUAUUACGAACCGAACGCAACAGCUCAAGACAGGGCGAUGUGCUUUACAUGCAACGUUUGCUUGGUAUGCUGGGAACCAACUGACGAGCCUUGGUCUGAGCACGAGCGUCACUCGCCCACAUGUCCAUUUGUCAAAGGAGAGUACACACAAAAUGUUCCUUUAUCAGUAACUCUUGCGACGGCUCCAGCAUGCGAAUCACAUGUAGAGAUCAUCAGUACAACCAACGUCACUGGACUUAUCGCAACUGCAACUCACAGUGGUUUUGUUAAUAUUUGGAAUAUCAGCAGUCAGUUAAAGGGCGAAGUUUCUUUUUACGUGACAUCGUGUAAUCAAGAAACCAACAAUGAAAGUUCUCUGGAGUUUUACGCUACGAAAAAUUUAUCAAAUACUUACAUGCCAAAUCUCAGCUCUGAAACCGAUUCUUUACGUGAUUUUACAAGUAUUAAUUUUUAUAAGGUUCACUUAACGGCUUUAUCAAUUAUAGGCGGUCCAAAAUUAUACGUAGAUGAAGCUAAAGUUUGUAGAGAAGAGUCAGGUAAUCUCAGUACAGCUGAAGAUACGGAUUUGAGCAUAAAACCAUGUUUAGUAUGCGGAGUUUCUGUAAUUAAUUCCACCAGCAGUUCAUCACAGUUACGGACAAUGGAAAAUGUAUGGGCAGCAACAGAUAUGGCGACAUCUUCAUCGUUAGUUCGUGCCAUGAAUAGUGUAAAUAGUGCGGCCAGCGAUAGUUUAGACAUUAUGAAAAUUGCAACCGAUAAACACGAAUCUGCUAAAUCACAUUAUUUAGUUGUUUAUGAUUUUCAUCACAAAGCUGCAACACCAGUAGUGAGCAAGGAUGUGGUGGAGAAAGAUUUUAAAAAUAAAAAAAUACCUUCUGGUACCGGAACCAGCUCUAGUUCAACAAGCGGCCGCCAGGAUAGUCUUUAUCAGGAACUGUGUAUGAGCAAAUUGCUUUAUGAAGUUCCUGUAAUUGAAGAAGUAGUAGAUUCCGACAUGCUAGUGGGCGCACAUUUUGAUGGAAUAUUUUCAAGUAAAGACGGUAGUUUGAGUGCAUCAUCAUCCAACACUUUGUACCCAGCCUCACUUGGAUUGUAUGUACAGCCUCCAGCGACAAGUUCUCCGCCUUAUGAUGCUAAUUUCAACCCGAUAAAUGAACCUGAUCAAUUCGCUUCAACAUCAGAUGCCUCGGAAAUUCAUAAAAAAGUAUCGGAUACAAAAAAAAACGUACAAACUGACCCCGUCGUUUUACAGAAGCUGUUCAUUAAUGCAGAUCCUUCUCUACGAAUUACUUUCGUAGGACCUACUAAAGACCAAAAGCAUCUGUGUGUCGCGCUCACCUGCCCCACAGUAGAUGCUGCAACAGCAGACUUACCUGCUAACACAAAUAAAAUGGAUGUCGACGAAGAAAGUGAAAUUUUUUCCUCAAAAAGUUACAUGUAUUGGGACCAAAAUGAUCAGUCAUCAGAAAAUAAGUCGGUUAAUAGUGAAAAUCAUAGCAUUGAAGAUACAGCAAAAGCUCUGCUGUUGGUUUAUGCUUUAGAUUUUUCCGAGCAAAUUCCGAAAAUUUUAGCUGAACCUGUUGUUAAAAGAGAGCUACCGGCAAACCAAACACCAAUAGCACACGUGUUUUUGCCGUUACAAGAGAAGCACAAAUUGUAUUCAAGUAAAAGCAAUCAAGAUAUUACUGCACCCCGGGGUCAAGUCGCUUUGGUCUGCCGCGAUGGCGUGGUAAGAUUAUUAGACUUAGCCACCUUGAAAAUAGUAUCGGAAUCCCGAUCAGAAGGAGAUAAAUUUAUAUCUGCUACGUACUGCAGUCGAUUGGAUCGAUUGUGUGUUUGCACGAGCAAUGGAACUCUGCGAUUUUUCAUUACAUCAGACGAAGAUGAUUCUUCAGAGGAGAAGGAUGAAGUUGAGGACGUAAGCAUGAUGGUAACAGAACCUGGAGUACUCAGUCAUGAGCAAGCGGCUCCAAGCACUUCCUCGAGUUCUUAUCAAGAAUCGAUAAUCGCGCACAGACCUAAUUUGACUCGCUCGGAUUUGCAAAGUUUAUACGACUUGACUCGCUUCGACAGAAAUUCUCCAGCAUACAGUGCGACAGUGCCCUCUUGUUGGAGUGAAAUGAUGCAGGCUCAGAGACAAAGACGUUACCCACAGCAUUUACAUCAAUCUGAAAACCAGCAUCACACACGCACAUGGCGACUUCAGAAUGAUUCAACAACCUGGGAUGAACAUAUAUUCGAGAUCACGCUGCCGAGGAAAGUUGUUGGAAACAUUGGACAUGUAGAUGUUCGAUUCAAUCUCCACUCACCCUGCCUUGAGCCGCCUAAUAUUCAAGUGACACUUCUGAAGCAAAAUAUUACGGGUCUUGGGCAUCAGAAGCCCUCAUUAACUCCCGUUGAUGAAAAAAUCCAGUUCAAUUUGAAUAACGACCAGAAGGGAGAAAAUCCCAUCAUCAGCGAAGAAUUUCAGCGGCACUACAACACGGAAAUUCUCUGUGGCCCGAUAAACUUGAAGCGCUGUAUAGAUCUUUCGGAUCAUUCCGGGUGUGUAACUCUUACCAGUCCAAAACUAUUUCGUACAAAAGCAAGGACACUUCUUGUCCACAUUAAAGCGUUUAUUGAUCUAGCUAAAGAUAGCGGAGCAACUACCUCAAAAUCUAGAGUUAAUCUAUUUGAUAACAAACCUCCAACAUCGAAAAAACUGAGAAUAGAUGAUGCUGGGCCUUUUUUCCCGGGCACGACAGUUGAAAGGAUUGCCACCAGUGCUAAUAAAAAAUUGGAAUAUUACAUUGGAUGCGACUGGAUUCAUGAAAUAUCAAUCACUGUGAGAACUGUUCAACCCACAAGUAUCCCGAACGAGCGCAUUCAGCGAUGGGCGAUGUUAGACUCAUCUUUAUUCACUGAAAAUCUAUUGAAUAUCGCGUGUUUGCAAGGAGCUGAUGAGUCACUUAUCACGCAAUCCCUCUCAUUAGAUAUUCUAAUAUGGGUAACAUCUAUCAGGCUAUCAAGACUUCGCGUUGGUCGAAAUGUCACGGAAACAAAAGCCAUUCAAUUGGAUACGAUUCAGUGCAUUCAAUCACGUCUACCAAAUCUUUUGCGAACUUGUAUUUUUCAUGCCGGUAGAUCUAUAGCUCACAAGUGUGUUAAGUUGAUUGUUAUUUGCAGUGAGGGUUUACGAAAUCUAGACGAUGUUGCUUUACACUCAUUUGACGAAGCUGUAUUAUCUGUUCUUGUUACACUGUUACCAUCAAUAAUUAGCAUCCAGUGGGCAGGAUCUUUACGUUGGUUAACAAUUUUAAUAAAUCGAUUUUUACCGCUCGAUCAAAACCACAGCGUUGCAAAACAAUGUAUUACAAUUCUUCAACGAAUUGCUGGAGAAAUGUCUAAUCGAGUUGACCCAUAUCAUUUGUUACUUGCGACUAGAUUCGGUUUAUAUAAUAAUCCAUUUGAAACAAAAUUAUUUGACAUCGAAUCUCCGAUGCCUCCUAAAUUGAACUCCUUGCCAUUGACUUAUGCAUCAGUUGUAACUGGUGAGCAGACAACAUCUGCAACGGCAUGUAGCGAUUUAUAUUCACAGGACAAUAUUGAUUUACGAGAUUUAUUAACUCUACCAAUGCAUUCAAACAGUGAGCUCAUUGUACCGAACAAAUUAAAAGCUCUUUAUACAAAUCACAGCAUGACGGGUCUAUUAGAGGUUGAACCGCUACAUUUUACUUGUCACUCAGUUUCUGAUGGUACUAAAAUGGAAAAAAUGGAUCCUGUAGGAAAUACUGUUGAUUUUGCGAGUCUGUAUGACAGCAACGUAACGAAUAAUGGUGUCCCUGACUUCAAAACUGUUCAGUCAACUUAUAGCUUGGAUGGCGAAUCGCUAGGGUCAAACUUAAAAACUGCGUGCAAACAGAACUUAAAAGAUCUGCUCAGUCAUUGUAAAGCUGAAACCAAUAAAAUUUCAACGACACAAUUGUCGAUUAUAUCUGACGAUCAAUCGGAUAGUGAUGAAGUGCACAAUAUGACGAGAGAUGACCAAAAGUGCCACGUCAAUCAAACUGAUUCAUCUAAUUUACACAUUUUAACUUCCUCCAUUAUAAAAGAAACGUCUUCCGCGUUGAAUAACAUUUCUACUACACACAAAGUCGACGAUAAUCAUAUAAAAAAGCGCGAAGAAAUCAAUUUCCCAUGGGCACGAUUACUUUGUUUGCCGUCGCAGCAGGCUUUAGUCGUCGAAAGAAUGCAUUCAGGAGCACGGCGAUUCAUCGUUUUAGAUUUUGGUUCUCCAGUUUUGCUCACUGACUUGAUGAUUCCCUCAUGCAGUGAUUUGGUUUCACUGUCCAUAGACAUCUGGACUAAGAGUGAAGAAAAAGAUGGCAUUAGACUUGUAGUUGCUGGUGACAUUGGCUCAAAACCCCUUGUUGUCAAUGACCUUCAGCCUCCCCCAGUAUGUAGAUAUCUUAAAAUAACAACAAUAGGCCGAUACGGAAUGACAACGACAAGAUGUAAAAUACCUUUAGGAAUGUUUUACGGGCACAUUGUUGUUCUGCCAGGAGAAGACUACUCUGAAAUGUUUUACACCCAGCCAAACAACACCAGUCAAAAUGAUACGAACCUCUUAGCGACAAUUGAUUCUCAGUGCAGUAUUUUGUCAACUUUGGCUGAAGACAUUCAAUGUCGGUUCAGCUUAGCGAUUGAAAAACUAAAAGCACUAUUGGAUCCGUUACUGUGUACUGAAACACCCAAUGUCGUCCAUAUGCAGCACUAUCUCUCUCGAGGUAAAAAUUUGACAGAAAAUAAGGAACAACCCUCUGGAAAAAUUUUGACAACCUAUCAAGAAUGUAUUACAUUUCAACAUCAAUUGAAUAUCGUACGCGGGGUGUGGCGUCGUCUAGAAACGUGGAAAGGCGCUGAAAUUCCUCUGACCAAUCAAUUGUCCAGUGUUCCAAGUGAUAAAUUGAGAAUUCUUGGAGAAACACUUUCAGAUAUUCUUCUCUACACUUUAUAUGAAAUCGGACCGAUUCCAACAGUUCCGCCGACUUUAUGUGAGAUUUUUACUCCUGCGAUUUGUGAAAGAUUUUUUCACUCUAUCUGCGUAGUGACACCAGCUCCACGAUUACAACUUCACGCUGUUGCACUCUUAGUUCGUAUGGCUGGUCACCAGCCAUGGUGGGGAAAUUUUUUGUCAAAUACGUUGGUUAAUUUGUAUUCAACAUCUUCGACAUACAUUUUUCCACAAGACAGGGUAUUCAUAUUAUUAACAUUCCUCGGACGAAAAUCACUCACUGCGGGGACUAGUAAAUCGUCAGUAAUUGAUGCUAUGGUUCGAACAUUAGGAAAAUUCUUGAGGCCGUUGUCUGAUUAUCAACUUUCAAACACAACUCAGUUAGAUGUAGGCCUGAUUGGUUGGAUUCUUCUGUUUUUGUCUGUGUGUUUAGAUACAACUACACCUCACUGUACAUACUCUGAAGAAAAUGAUAAAAAUAAGGAACAAGGUAUAUCUUCCUCUCGUUGGGAGUUUUUGCAAGGCGAGUCAGCAAUGCAAAGAAAGUACGUGAAUGCCAGCCGUACAAGCGCUUCGCGAAACUAUCGUAAAAAAUUACAGAAACGACUGAUGCAUCAUAAACAACAACUGCAUGAUAUUGAUCAAGGCAAAAAAUAUAUUCACGUGUCAUCUUCCCAAGGACUAGUUUGGUCUAGCGGCCCGCCUAUUUCCACCUUGUCAAACAAACUAGAAGUUUUAAAAACUCAUGAAAAACAUUUAAAGAAAACACUAAAACAGCAUUCAGCGUUUCGGCAUUUUAAAGACAUGAUAAAACGAAAUGAUUUCCAUCACGUACCCAGAUCAAAUCGAAGUGCCAGUUCAUCAAAUUCAAAGUCAGAUACUCCUGAAGCAGAUGUAGACAACCUACUAAAUCUGUCAUACUCAUCUGUAUUACCAGUUGCACAAGGACUUAUUGCUUUAAUUUUACACAACACAGCAAGUGUAGAUAUGUUUUUAUUAUCAUGUAAAAUAAUCGCGAAGCUUGUAAUAUCAACCAGGCCUACCAUUAGUUUAAGUGAACUUAUGACAGAAGACCAACUAUUGAAACUGAUAAAAUUAGCUAUGAGCAAAUCAGAUGCAGCCUGGAUGUCCCAUGCAGUUUCUUGUCUUUUACAAGAUUUACUCGAAGGCGGAAGACUGUUCAAGUCAUGUUCGAGCCAAGAAAAUGCACAGACCGAAGAAAAUUUUGAUGCUGUUGAGAGCGAAGAAGAACAAGGAGGAGAUGAUGAUUUAGCAGGAACUGCUAGAACAAGUGGAUCUGGAACAACUUUAGGCAACGAUGAAGGAUUUGCUGAAGGUGAAGUGGAUGAGGAUACACAAGACAGUCUUCCUGCUGUACCACCAACUCCAUCAACAUCAAAGUCCAAUGGAUUUGACUUGCCAUCAUUAUUAGAAUCUGAUGACAGCGAGCUUGAAGAUUUCCUUGAUGACAUUCUAGAGAGAGGAAGAAAUAUGUUGAAGAAAGGAAAUUCUGCUCCUAAGAUUCCACCAUCAGCAAGUUCAGGAAUAUCUUCAGCUCUGGAUGCUCGGUUAGAGUAUGGAGUGGAAAUGGGAGUAGAAAUAGCCUUGAGAAGAUAUUCAACUUUAGGAGCGUAUAAUUUACCAUUAAGCAUCAAUGCGCCAAUUCAAGUCCCAUCAGAAACCAAUCGUUCAAAACAAUUUUCGAUAAGAAAUUCUGGAUCUACUGAAAGGAAUCAGGACACAAGAACAUCUACAGAUUUAGCAUCAUCCAGCCUAUCGAUGCUGAUGCGAUGCUUCGAUAAAAUAUUUACAGACAUGUCUUUCCAAAAUUCUGGCAUUAACUUAGAGUUAAUACUGCAGUUAUGGUUAACAUUAAAUUUGGAUGCAUCAAAAACUUCGUCCACAAAUUCGUCAAACCAAUUUGACCCAUCAUUGGUACCAAUUAUUCCCCUCAGCUCGGCAGCGAUUUCUGGUCUUAUAUCAACUCUUCUUUGGCAUCCUGGAAUUUCUCUAGGCGCUUGGUGCCUGGCCCUGCAAACUCUAACGCUAGCAAGUAAUGAACCGAUGCCAAGUAAUCAUAUUGACCCCAGUAUCAACACUCCUUUGGAUGGGUUGCUGGGUGGCAUGGCUUGUUGCAUCGUAAAAAACCGCAACAUGGGACCUGUACUUCUGCGACUUCUUUCCGGCAAUGGUUUAAAUAUCGAACCACGUGACAAGCAGUACAUGAUCGCUGGUCCCAAAGUCGGAGAAGCAUUGCAAGACUUUUUGCUGCGACUUGAAAUGCGUUGCGAUGUAAUUACACCAGGAAGUGUACUAGGAAAUACUCUGAAAGAGCUUUUGCUGUGGGUAGUGUAUGAACUUAUUCAGCCAGGGGGUGCUCUUGUUGCUCGCCGAGGUCCUCUUGACGCUCAGUGUAUUCUCAUUACAUCUCUCAUCAACCUGAAUUUUAUAAACACGGAUCUGGGAACUGCCAUGAGUAUAACAGAGUGUGUUGGAGUUUUAGUAUCUACAUACGUCCGAACUUCGAGAAUCGGUGCGCAGUGCAGUGGAGCUGUAGACUCGACCAAUCAAUCUGGUGGUUUCGGUGGAUUGUUUUCUGGGAUUCUUGGCGGGACCACCAAGCAAGGGCGGCCUGCAUCCUGGGAUGCGCUUCUCGUUGCUCUUGUAAAACUAGUUUGUAAACUCGUUCAAACACCACUGCCUAAUGCUCGUGCGUCCCGGGUUGACAAUCCAACGAACAUGGAAGUUGGUGACUUGGCCCAAAAGUCAAGUUCUAGAGACAUAGAUCAGUGUGAAAAAUCAAAUAUUUCACAAACAGACGAAAGUAAAGUCGCAGAACAGCAGACAUCGAUGAAAUCGAAUCAAGGUGUGACUUCAAAACGUCGCCAUCCUUGUGUCGCAGAUACAGUUUUACAACACGAACCAACGAUGAUAAGAUUACUUGGAGCACUAGGAUACAGCACGAGCUCAUCUCUCGCAAUGUUAUUUGGCGAAGAUCAUACAUCUAGUACAGUUUCUGAACUGGGUGAUCCGAAUUCAAUUCCAGAUGCUACCUUCCAGCUUCUGAUAACUCUUACAAAAAAAGCAACUGAUCCGCGAUUAGUUUUGAACCCCUUGUAUCGCUACUUAUCAUCUUCUCAUGAACAAAUAAACGGGGAUGACAAUUUCGGUGUGAUGCAACUUUCAGAGCCACUUCUUUGGUAUAUUUUAAAAGUUCUAGAUAACGAAGCAUCUCUGGCGAUAUUUACAGAAAUAGGCGGCGUAAAAAUACUCUGUGAAAAUAUGGUGAAGUCUAACAGCACGAAUUACAGAAAUGAAAACACUAGUAUGUUAACACCAGGAGUAAUUGCUCUUGUAAUGCAGCAUCUUUCAAACGUACCAAACCUGGCAGUAGCUACAGGCACGACAAGUAAAAAAUCAACGAGUUCUUUGGAGUCUUAUGAAGACGGAUUAUUAAAUUUCGCGCCUCUCGGCACAAUUUCUUGGAUAAAACCAAUGGUGGAACCAGCAGAUGUAUUGAUUCAAAGCGCUGCGCCUCACAGACGAGCACGAACUGCCGCUUGGUCUUAUCAUUUCUUCCCAGGUGAAGCUUGGAUUGAUCUCACAAUCACACUUCCCUGUGCUAUUCUUUUGAAAGAAGUUGAACUCCAACCCCAUCUCACAGCAUUAGUCACCUGUCCUUCAGCAGUAGCACUCGAGAUUUCUCGAGACGGUAAUUCUGAUUUUACGCCGAUUUGUCCUCCAAUGCUUACCGCUGGAUUGACAUUCAUCCGACUCACUCUAGCCCAACCAGAAGUAACAUCAGCAGUUUUAGUGCGUCUUUAUAAACCUCGAGAUUCCACAAAUAUCAGUCUCAGUCAAAUUAGGAUACUAGGAACGACAGCAUUUGGAGACAUUAAAUCACGGAAUGAAACUAUUGAUGAAGAAAAACUGACUAAGAUGAGUUUAGGGUGGCUGAGGCUGAUUCAUCAAUGCUUGUCAGUCAGCGCAUUAUCUCCAGCAUUGUCUCAGAAUGUCCUCGACUCUGCAGCAUCAGUUCCAGGUCUUAUUGGAGCCUGCUGUACUCUUUUAUUACUUCCAGCGCCAUCACUCUUCACCCCAAACUUGGAGAGAGUUCUAAUACAGCUUGGAUUGCACUCUCGUGACCUUGGACUACAGCUAAUUAGUUUACUUUUGAAUAAUCGCUGUGCUCUGCUAUUCCAAAGAUCUUCAUCAACCCAGAAGACAUCAGUAGUACAGUUGAUUAUAGAAUUACUCCAGCAGCUGUGCAGCGCCCAAGAUGCUGAUACCGAAGCCCGAAUCACUGCCGUACUCACGUGGCUCCACACGUCUUCAAUAAGCAGCAUCUCACAAACUCCACGGGACAAUCCGAAUAUUGUCAGCCCACCUGCUAUUUACAUUCAUUGCAUUUCAACAAUUAUUUGGAAAGCCCAACAAAUUGAAAACCGCACAUACGACUUGGAAAGUAUGCUAACUGAUGAUCUUUUCAAUUCUCUUUAUCAGUGGACUCUUUCUUUACAAUCAAAUUCAGCAUUGAAACAAGCAAUCGAUGCAACUCUUUGUGCUUUUUGUUACGUAAGACCAUCUUUAUUCCCAAUGCUUCUGCAAAAAAUACGGAUUCUCGUCCCGAAUUUGGCGACCGAUCAAUUUGCAUCGGUGUCAGAUGAUCGUAAAGAAAGUGAUGGGCAAACUGAUGAUAAAAAAAGUGAAGCUAAUGUAGAAGAAUGGUACUGCCGGUUGCAUUUAUCAGAAUGUAAACAUUUAGAAUUGACAGAAGGGCAGCUGCUGACAGUCGCAACUGCGGCACGAUCAAUGCCUGGGAUUCAGCAACUUAUCGAUUCAGGUCUUCCAUCACUCUUAGUUACGACAAUUAUAGACUUUUGUAAGAUUCAUAUGAAGGUUAUAAAAGAGUUGAACAGUAUGAUUCAUAUUGAUAAGUGUCAAAAUAUAAAUACUGUACAUAGCGGGUUGACUGAUAAUGACAAAGCUAGCGAAGGAGUUUAUCAGAGCAAUAAUACAAGUGGCCUGAACAUGUAUAAUCCGGAUAGCAUUGCAACAGUAGUUGAAUUUUUAACUCUUGUCUGCUCAGAAGGAAAAAUGCGAGAUUGGUUGGGUGAAGAGGGCCGUAGCUUUUGGUUACCUCUUGUUACAUUAUUAAGCAGCAAGCCUGUGGAGAGUCCAUCUACUUCUUUUGCUAAAAUAAAUGUAUCAUACACUAGAUUAGAAAAUGCCGUUAUUAAAUUUCUUUCAAAAUGUUGCUGGUGUCACCCACGUAAUCAAAAGUUACUCGCUGAAUUAUUGACUGAUGUCAUUUUACAAGAGCGGAUUUCUCCAAUUGACGUGAGAUACCUACAUGGUAUUUCUGGAUUUACUAGACGAUUGAUCCUUCAGUUACUAUUAGAAGAAGAGAAGGUAUUGGUGUCUGUAGUAUCAGAUACUCCGAUGUCAAACUAUGCAUCAAAUCAAACUGUACCGUCGAUGUUUCCACAUCCAGCUCACCCUCUAGGGUAUUAUCACCAACUGCUUUACAUUUCAACCCAUUCAACAAUGGCAGAUAUUUUACAACAAGUUUCAGAUGUAACAUCAUCGUCAUCAAAAAAUACAAACGCCUGCGCUCAAGACAAUUCCAUCAAUUUGUCGACUCAACAAUACCUAUCACACUCUUCUCGACCUAAUGUUGCUUUGCCACCAUUACUGAGUAUCGCCCAACUUCUCGCGAUAGCAGAAGACAGUGGGAUGUCUCUAUCAAACCCGUGUUUACACCUCGUGCUCCACCAGCGCAGCAAAGACAGCAAAGAUGAUUCUGUUAAAGUAGAAGACAAUGAGUUGUUAAAUUAUCGUUGCAUAGAAAGUGCUCUAGGUGUCUUCAGCGUUAGCGGAGGCCUAGCAGCACUAGCAAAGCAUCUUCCUCUUAUUUAUCCUGAUUCAAGCCGCCCUCCAGCAUUCAUCGAAAAAUCUUCGCCACCUGAACAACCAGAUGCUGAGUGGGUGAAAGUAGAAACCAACGAAGAAGUUUAUGAAGAUCUAGAGGAAGGUGGAAAUUUACAUUCGUCUCGGGCAACUUCUUCAGUUCCCCACGUACCACUACAUUCCUUGACGGCAUUUGGAUUAUUCCUCAGACUUCCUGGUUACGCUGAAGUAUUACUAAAAAACAGAAAACAGGCGCAAUGUUUGCUGCGAUUGGCUCUAGGUGUAGUAGACGACGGAGAAGGUGGCGAUGUAUUCAGCUCACAAAUAGCUGGCUCUUUACCAACGCUCCCUUUCCAAGUUUUGAAACAACUAUUGAAAGCAACACCACUGACAACCGAUGACGGGUUAUUACUUCGACGAACUAUGGUCGAUAUUGGCGCAAUUCUCUUACUGCUUAAUUGCUUAGCGAUCUUUACACAUCAAACCGGACACAAUGAAUUGUUGGAUCAAAAAAUUACCCAAAUUGGUAGUCGUAAUGAUGAUAAAUCUCAUCUAUACUGGGCCAAAGGUACUGGGUUUGGAACAGGAUCCACCCAACAAUCUUGGAACGUUGAACAAGCGCUGUUACGUCAGCGCUCUGAAGAAGAACACGUUACUAUUCUUCUUCGAGUAUUGGCCAGCUAUGUAGGAUCCGGAAGCCAGCCACAACGUGAACUUCCUGCCACAUUCGCCGAGCUUAUAGCCCGAUCGUGCCUUCUUCCAGCUCUAUCCUCGUAUUUGAGAAACGAUUCAGUCUUAGACAUGGCACGACAUAUUCCACUGUACCGUGCGGUUCUUCAAUUACUCCGGUCAAUGGCAUUGUCUACACAAUUAGCUUCACUUUUACUGCCUAGAGUUGGUAAAUCAAAUGAUCCAUCGAUUGUUUCACUUCUUUCCACAAUGAAAGUUUGUGUGGAUACAUACGUCCAUAAAAUAAACCGCUCGCGUAGCAACAAAUUUAAAAGCGGUCUUAAAUACCCAGAUGAUACUGAGCAAGACGAAGGAUUAGCGACAUUGAUACCUGACAUUCAGGAAAGUGCUACAGUAGUACAGAAUGCCACUUCAAGACUUGCUGUCAUUGGGGAAGAACUGGUCAGUCCCAGUACUGUUAUCACUGAAUUACCUCUUAAAUCCAUCGAGCAACGAUACCUUGAAGUUAUGAAAAAUCUUCAAUUCGACACCUAUGAAAUGAUAUCUGAGAAUCCCGACGGCGGUGGUUACCGAUUUGCAGUGUCUUAUCAUUUUGAAUCAAACAUGAGAGCGGCAGGAGACAGAAGCCAUCCUACAAGGGUCAAAAGAUUAGCCCAGGAAGCCGUGACACUAUCAACUGCGUUGCCACUGUCGUAUAGUAGCAGCGUGUUUGUAAGAUGUGACACUGACAGACUGGACAUCAUGAAAGUUUUGAUAACUGGCCCUGCAGAAACACCCUACGCAAACGGUUGCUUCGAAUUCGAUGUUUACUUUCCACCAGAUUAUCCCAACAGUCCGAUGUUGAUAAAUCUUGAGACAACUGGCCGACACACUGUGCGAUUCAAUCCUAAUUUGUAUAAUGAUGGUAAAGUUUGUCUUAGUGUAUUGAACACUUGGCACGGCAGACCGGAAGAAAAGUGGAACGCUCACACCAGUAGUUUUUUGCAGGUUUUGGUGUCCAUACAAUCAUUAAUUUUAGUACCGGAACCCUAUUUUAAUGAACCAGGAUACGAAAGGUCUCGAGGUACUGCUAGUGGUGCUCAAUCUAGUCAAGAAUAUAACGCCAAUAUUUGCUUGGCAACUGUAAAAUGGGCAAUGUUGGAUCAAAUUAAAAAUCCUUGCCCAUGUUUCAAAGAAGUAAUACAUACGCAUUUCUGGAUAAAGAGACAUGAAAUAGUAGCUCAAUUAGAAAGCUGGAUUAUGGACAUGGAAACGUAUGGAUCAGAUAAACGCUCAGCUCGUACGAUUUCUCUCAAUGCCUUGGCUCUAAGGCGACACUAUAGACUUUUAAGAGAUGUCCUUAACAAACUGCCAACACCUAAAGGUCUUGAAGAUCUCGUAGAACCGUUGCAAUCACCUAGCUCACCACUAGAAAUGUCAGGAACGCCAAACACCCCACCAACAAGUACAACGUCAACGGCGACAAUAGCUACUCCAAUAACAAAUGUAGGUAGCAACAAUCAUAUUCAUAAUGAAAUAGAUACAGAUGUUGAAAUGGAGAAGAUGGUAUCAAACGUCUGUGAAUAACUGAUUAAAGUUGAUAGCAAAGAUUGUUGGAUAUUUUUAAAAGUCUAUUCGUAGUGUUAUGAACAAUAUGACUGAAAUUAAUGUAAGAUUAGAAAAAAUAUCAUAUUCGACCUGAAUAUUUCAUCAACGGUUUAAAAAAUUUAUCGAUAAUCUGUCGAAUAUCUCAAAGUGCAGAAGUGAAGAAAGAGAUCGUAGUUUUAAGUUUUUUUUUCUUUUAAAAUUCUUUCCUUGGUUCUUUUUUUUUUUUAAUAUUUAUUAGUAUUAUUUUUUUUUUUUAUAAUUCGCUAGUUAAAAAAUACUAUAGUUUUCUAUUCGAGCUGUGACUGUAAAGUUGUUUUGUUAUGUUGAAAUAGAUAACAGUAAAAUUAUUACAGUGCUUUUCAACAUCUAAAUACUUGAUUAAGUGUGAAAGGUAAUUUAAAAGAGGAUAAAUAUAUAUAACUUUAUUUGGUUGCUUUUAUAACAACGUGUAUGUACACUAUUUAUUAAUCUAUACUACUUAGGUAAAUUUUAAGUGUAAAAGAUAUUUAUUAUACUUGUUCUUUAUUUUGGUAAUAUCCUGUUUAUAUGAAGUGACCGAAAAAAAUGUUUAAAUGAAUAAAUUUAAAUAAAAUAUUUGAUAAAGUCACACAUUAUAUUUUAAAUUACUUCAUUAUGUAAGACAUAAAAAUCAAGAGUACAUUGUAAAUAAUUUGCCAAUAAGUUUAACUAAAAUAAUUACUUACACGAAUGUGUUUCUAUUUUUAAGAGUAAAUAUGAUUAAAUAAAAGUUUCAAUUAAAUAAUAUUAAGAGAUAAAAAAAUUUAAAAAUACGCAUUAGAAUAAACGAUUAUAUACAACUUGCAAC
This is a messenger RNA of Microplitis demolitor, 14911 nucleotides long. RefSeq names its product baculoviral IAP repeat-containing protein 6 (gene Bruce). Gene Ontology annotation, cellular component: nucleus. Bases 100 to 14064 code for a protein of 4654 amino acids. NCBI's taxonomy places the organism in Eukaryota, Metazoa, Arthropoda, Insecta, Hymenoptera, Braconidae. Gene Ontology annotation, biological process: regulation of cytokinesis; negative regulation of apoptotic process; apoptotic process. The record is from RefSeq and is a predicted model, not a curated record. The transcript is spliced from 19 exons. Gene Ontology annotation, molecular function: cysteine-type endopeptidase inhibitor activity; protein binding; ubiquitin conjugating enzyme activity.